CAGUCUGUCUCCGAGUCUCGCUACAGUGCAACGUUACGCUCCGCAUAGUAUUUUAUAUACCAAUGUACCGUGCAUAAAAUUUAUAUUAAUAAAAACUUCACCAUUAUAUUACUGUGAGACGCCUUGGUUAAAAAAAUAUUAAGAUCGAUUCAAAAUAAUACUAAUAAAAACUCCGUGCACGUUAAGGACAGCGUACGAGGCAUCAUGUUGAAGGUAGCGGCUGUGGGCCUGCUGGUCAUAGCGACCGUCAACAGCCAGUGUUUCUACAAAGAUGACUCUUCGAAGAAGCUCGACCCUGAGGCUCGCGUGUCCUUAUACCGAGGGCAGCUGGAGUUCACUCUGAACUUGUUCAACGCCAUUAACAAAGCUGUUCCUGACGACAACAUCUUCUUUUCACCAUUCUCUGUCUACCACGCGCUGGUGCUCGCCUACUUCUCCGCUGGUGGACAAACUGAACACUCAUUAAAGGAAUCUCUGCGGAUCGCUGAGAAUAUGGACAAGAUCAACUUGAUGACGGCAUACAAGGUGGACAAGCGGUCGCGCGCAGCCAACAACAACAGUGACAGCUACGAGUUCACGAACGCCAACAAACUGUUCACAGACGUCAGCCUGCAAGUGCGCCAGUGCAUGCUGGACCUGUUCGGAGAGGAGCUGGAGACACUGAACUUCCGUGAGAAUCCUGAAGCGUCCCGCACGUAUAUUAACGACUGGGUUAGUCGGAUUACUAAGAAUAACAUCAAGGACUUGAUUCCUGAGGACAGCAUCUCGCAGGCUACAAAAUUGGUACUAGCUAAUGCUGCUUACUUCAAAGGAGUCUGGGCUUCCAAGUUCCCCAAGGAGAGGACAAAGAAGGAGGCCUUCUUCGUUUCGGAGACACGCCAGACAUUGGUACCGUUCAUGAAGCAAAAGGGAACAUUCCAUUACAUGGUUAGCGACGAGCUCGGUGCCCAGAUCUUGGAACUGCCUUACAAGGGCAAUGACAUCAGCAUGUACAUCUUGCUACCCCCUUACUCCAUGAAGGAAGGUGUCACCAACAUUAUCGCGAACCUGACCCCGGAGCGCCUGGCCGCUGUUGUCGAAGAAGGUUACAUGGGUCGUGAGGUCAUUGUUGAAAUACCCAAGUUCACCGUCGAAAAGAGCCUGUCCCUAAGAGAUGUGUUGGAAACAUUAGGAGUCGGUGACUUGUUCAAUGUAACAGCCGACUUCACGACGUUGUCGGAACAGCCGGGCAUUCUCUUUGACGAUGCCGUUCAUAAGGCGAAGAUACAAACUGACGAAGAAGGUACCGUAGCAGCUGCAGCAACAGCAAUCUUCGGAUUCCGGUCAUCCAGGCCCGCGGAGCCAACCCGGUUCGUCGCCAACUUCCCCUUCGUGUACCUUAUCUACGAACGUCCCACCAACUCCAUCCUCUUCAUGGGCGUCUACAGAGACCCCAAAAAAUAAACCAAAAGAACUGAACAAGUAUAAUUCUGGAAAAUUUUAAAUUUUUCGCCACUUAUAAGCUAUUGUUUGAAUUUCAGAUCUGUUUGUACUUACUUACGUAAGCAGUAUGCACUAACUAGGGGUUUUUCAAUUUGAGUUAUGUAUUAAUACAUUAAAACACAUCUACUUACUUUUUUGAGUACUUAGUACGAGUUUUCUAUACGUUUACGCGAUUGAAAAGUAUCCGCGUUAAGCUCUCUGAUUGGUUGGUUAACUCGAAGCCGACCAAUUGGGACGCCAUACGUAAUAAACGUCUCGACCGCGAUAAAAUAAAGAAAACUCGCACUAGGCCCUUUGAAAUUAAAGAGUGAAUUACAUGACAACUUAUAAAUAAUCGAAAGCAAAUGAUGAUGAGAGAGAGCAUGAGAUUAUUUGCUAAUAAUCACUACAAAUUUAAAGUUUUAAACAGUGACUAUUCGUAAUCAACAACCAAGUUAUAUUUAGUAAGUUAUGAAAAUCAUUUUCAUUAGAUGUAGGUAAAAUGAUUUUAUUCGCCUAUAAAACAAAUGAAAGCAAUUGUAGAAAUACAUUGUGGGCUAGGUAUAUACUAUUCAUAAUCUUUUCAUUUUAAGAAUCACGAUGUUAUGAAGUGAUCAAUAGUAAUAAAUAAACAUUUAUGUAAAAUAUUUUUGUACUAUGUGAUAUCAAAGCUAGAAUAAAAAACUCAACUACGUGUCUGUCUAUCCUAUAUCUACCUACCUAUUUUUAAGCACCAGUUAAUCUAGAAUAGUUUUAUAUUUAUUUAUUUUACUCUAAGACAUUCAAAUGCAAGAGAUCUUCAAUACUAUUGUUAAAUUGUUUCAUUGAAAUUACAUAGGUCUGUUUGUGAAUUAAGACGUAGCUUUAUGUUUUUAUAGUUUUUUUUAUUAAGGUAACUUUAGCGGAAUAUUUGUGAUUAAGUUUAUUAAACUGACUAUGUCUGCAUGACAUACCCCAACA
Spodoptera exigua (beet armyworm) is the source of this 2421-nucleotide messenger RNA. NCBI's taxonomy places the organism in Eukaryota, Metazoa, Arthropoda, Insecta, Lepidoptera, Noctuidae. The record is from the annotation of a GenBank genome assembly.